CUGAACUACUUUCAACGUGGGUAAUAUGCAUCAAUUUGUGGGAAGUCUUUUAGUAACGGAUUAACCAUCAAGUAGUGCGUGUCGGACAAUUUACAGAAAGAUUUUUUUUGAAUUAUAAAAAAAAAUAGAAAAAACUAGAUAACAGAAAUAUGAACAUCAAGUUAAUUCUAAUUUGUACGAUUUUUGUGUUGUUUGUUUUUGUUGAUAUUGGAAAUGGAAAAUCGAGUAAACGAAGAACCGGAAGUAGUGGAUGGGGAUCUGUAUUUCGUUCAAGAUCAACACCUCGUCCUCGUAUAUCCCAAACAUCAAAUCAAGGAAGUUCAAAUCCAAAUAAAAUAGGAUGGAAUAUACCAGAUAAGAAACCAACUGGAACUAAUACUGCUCCUAAACCAUCUGCUCCUAUAUCCGAACAAAGUGCUAAAACUAGUGCAACGAAUGUACAAUCUGGUUAUAAUCCCUCAGGUGGAUAUCCUCGUCAAUCAGCAAGUAAUCCUUACUACACAAAUCCUAAUCAACCCUAUAAUCCAUCAAUUGGACAAAGUUAUAAUCCUUCACUUGGUCAAGGAUACAACCCUUCUUUAGGUAAUAAUCCAUUAGGUGGUUAUAGUAAUCCUGGAAUAGGAGGACAUAUACCUUAUGGAGCACAACCAUCUUAUGGUGGAUAUAAUCCAGGACACUCAUAUAAUUCACCAUUGGGACUAUCCAAUCCAUCUAUGGGUCAGAUACCUCAGCAAGCAAUCUUUGUACAGCAAGCACAGAGACCUGGUAUUGGACAACUUGCAAAAGAAGCAUUUGUUUUUGCUGGUGUAAGCGCAGGAGUAAAUGCAGCUGUUAAUAGAUUACUACCAGGAGGAAUAUAUGGCACUAGAGGCACUGGAGGGGGUUCUCAUACUGAAAUUACUUAUAAUAAUUAUUAUAAUAAUGGGACUGCACCUGUCCCAAUUUCAAAUGCUGAACAAUCAGUAGUUAAUGCUGCAUCUGUAGCUCAAUCAACAACUACAUCAACUGUUCAAUCUCAAUCAACUCAAACAGCCCAAUCUGCUGUUGAAGCAUCACAAACUUCCCAAAUUAAUGCAGGUACUAACAAUGCAUCACCAACUAACACAAAUUCUCAAGAAUCGGCGCAAAAUAAUCCCAAUCCAUUGGGAUUUAUCACUUCCAAUGAUGACAUUAAAAAACUAACAGAAAGUCUAUUUGAAAAAGAAAAGAAUAAUGCUUUUAAAUAUAUAACAAUAAAUUUGCAAGGUCAGAAGAAAGAUGAUAGUACCAGCGACGAUGCUGCUGAACCAUUGCUAAAUGUGAAAGAUGAAGCUUAUGAAAUUCCAACAAUAAAAGCCAUAAUAAUGUUACAUAAUAAUUAUGAAUUGGAUGUAAAAGUAAAAGAGGUGGUUACGUCGGAAGAGCGUAAAGAAGAAUCUGAACUUCUUGAUAAAAUUCUUGAAACAGACGUGAUAAAAACAACUAUGAAAUUUUUGGUUGAUAAAGGAUACAUUCAAGAUGAUGAAUUCGAGUUUAAGGACACUAUGAAACGCAUAUGGUUUUCUCAAUUUAAACGAAUCGACGGAGAUGCAUCAAGUUCUGGUUUUGAAACAGUGUUCUUAGCUGAACAAUUUGAUUCAGAUAUAAUUGGAUUACAUAAUUGGAUCUAUUAUGCGAAACAAGAAACAGAGAAGAAGCUCAAUUAUCUUGGAUAUAUCAAAGAAGUUAAAUUGGGUGACAAAGCCGCAGUUUUAAAAAUACGUUCAUCAUUAAAUGGAAUAGUACAACCUAUUACAACUCUCUUUGUUGGUACAUCACCAGAAUUGGAAUUUGCUUUGUAUACAAUUUGUUUUUUUACUCGACCGAAUAACGUUUGUCCAAUUUCUUUAGGAGGAAUUGAAUUUGUAAUUUUUGUAAGCAGAGUCAAUUACUUUGGAAAAGAUAUUUUAAUUUCGGGAUAUCCUGAUAUUUAAUUUGAUUGAAAAAUAUUUAUAACAUAUGUUAUAAAAUUUAAAUUUUAUAACAAUGUUAUAAAAUUUA
Molecule: messenger RNA, 2019 nt
Organism: Apis florea (little honeybee)
Lineage: Eukaryota; Metazoa; Arthropoda; Insecta; Hymenoptera; Apidae
Molecular function (GO): RNA endonuclease activity
Source: RefSeq, a predicted model, not a curated record